AUGGACGCGUCUAGUGGGCGGCCGGCCGCCCUAGGAUCGCUAGCCAGCGGCCACCCGAAAAAAGGAAACCACCUGGUCCCCCUCGAGCGAAAAAGAGGAAACAGUCCACCUGGUCCCUGCCCGUCGGAGCCAAAAAGGCAACUGCCCCGCCCACCAGCUGGCCGCGGGAUCACGUGCACCCUCCUCGCCAAACGUGCACCCUCCUGGCCGCGGGAUCACGUGCACCAGCUGGCCGCGGGAUCUGCCCAGGUUGCAGAAUCCACGCCAUCUCUCGCCCCCACGCCUCAGCCCCACCGACGCUGCCUUCUUCUUCUUCUGCACGCCAGAAACAGAUCCAAACGCAAUCGCCCCCAGCCCUUCUUCCUCCUCCUACACAGCCGCCAUGGGAGCCCCAAAGUAGAAGGAGCUGCUUCAAGAUCUAAAGGGCAGGGUGGUCAGAGCCCAGGCAGUAAGAUCGAGCAGGGAGUGUGUGGCAGCAUCCAAAAACAAGGGGAAAAAAUGCUUGAUCUCAAUGAGUUGCCUCCAGAUCUCAAUGAGCUUCCUCAUGAUAUGGAUCAGCAGCAACCCAGAAUACAACAAGGAAACUGCACAGAAAAUGGUCGAUCUGUUUACUACACGCAGGCAAGUCGUGAUGGUAACCCUACGGGCCAUGACAAUGUGGCAGGCCAGUCAUCAACCCGUGGUGCCCCUGUAGUGAUGUCUUUGCAGUCAGAGAGCCAUACUCUUGAUGACACAGGAACCGAGGCAAAUGUUCCUGGUCCAACCAGGACUGAGCUAGAAGCUGGGGCUUUUGACAGAGUUGUGCAAGUAGAAGAAGGAGAGGAUGAGGCUGGUUCUCAACCUAUGGAACCCUAUGUUGGCAUGAGGUUUGACAGCCUUCAAAUUGCUAAGGAUCACUACAACAGUUACGCACUACGGAUGGGUUUCUCUAUCAAGAUGAACACCUCUAGACGGACACCCCGCACCAAUGAAUUGAUAAAACAACAGUUUUGCUGCAACAAGUUCAAGAAGCCCAAAGCUGAUGAUGGAGGAGCUGAGGCUCCUCCUUACCUGGACCCUAUUCCAGAUCCAACAUCUGUUAACAGUGAUGAGGAGAUGGAAGAAGAACCUCCAAUAUUUGCUGAAGAGGAUGCUGGUACUAGUAAGAAGAAGAAGAAGCGCAAACGUGAGACAAUAAAGCAGACUGAAUGCAAGGCAAAAAUGUUGGUGAAGCUGAUAGAUGGGCGAUGGGAGGUGACGCACUUUGUUCGUGACCACAAUCAUCCGCUCGUGAACAAACCUUCAUUGUCCAAAUACUUGAGAUCCCACCAAGGCAUCUCACCUGAUGAAAAGGAGUUUCUGCGCAUCUUGUAUAACUGCAACUUGACUACAGGACGAAUGAUGCAUGUAAUGGCAGAGUUCUAUGGAUCUGAGAUGAUGGUGCCGUUCGGACCAAAGGCAAUAACAAAUGUUUGUACAAGUUUCCGUAGAGAUGACACAAAGGAGGGUGAUCUGAUUGAGACAAUUGCGCACUUCAAGGAUAUACAAAAAACCGAUCCAGACUUCUUCUAUAAGGUGAAAUAUGAUGAAGAGGAUAGAGUUGUCAACAUAUUUUGGGUGGACGGCUUAGCUCGAAAAGCUUAUGUGGAGGCGUACCACGAUUGCAUAUCGUUUGACACCACCUACAUGACCAACUUGUACAAUAUGCCGUUCACGCCCUUCAUAGGAAUAAACCGACAUGGCCAAUCUUUCAUGCUGGGUUGCGCGUUUGUGAGGCAGGAGUUGGCAUCGAGCUUUGAUUGGGUCUUUGGAGCAUUCCUAGAGGCUAUGGAUGGCAAACCUCCUGACAACUUCAUCACCGAUCAGGAUGGUGCGAUGAGGCAGUCAAUACAGAGCAUCUUUCCAACCACCGUGCACCGUUGUUGUCGAUGGCACAUCAUGAAAAAGGCUCAGGAAAAGGUUGGUUGGUUGCUGUGCCGGAAUCCAGGACUCUCUGAUGAUUUCAACAAGUGUGUUGACUUCAGCUUCACUAUAGACGAGUUUGAGCAGAAUUGGGCUGGGUUAAUGAUCAAGUAUGAGGCUAUGGCACACACGCACUUUAAGAAGUUGUACGAAUACAGGUCAACUUGGGUGCCGUGCUACUUCAAACACAGGUUCUUUCCCUUCCUCCAGUCUACACAGCGUAGUGAGGGGUUCAAUGCCGUCCUCAAAAGAUAUGUGAACCCACACAACUCAAUGUUGAACUUCGUCAAGCAAUAUGAAAAAAUACAGAACCACAUCCUUGCCAAGGAAGGCUGCAAUGAUUGCAGGACACAACACCUUGAGAUUGAGUUGUGGUCCAACUUCCCAAUAGAGAAGCAAGCUUACAAAACCUAUACUAGAGACCUUUACCGCAAGUUUAGAGAAGAGUUUGAGCUGAUUGGACGUUAUAAUGCAUUCCAAGUUGGUGCUGAUGUGUUUGAGCUCAGACCGAACCAGGAAUUUGUUGCGAAAUAUGGUUCUCGAAACUACUUGGUGCAUGCAAGGGUGGAGGAGCGUUCCUAUUUGUGUGAGUGUUGUAAAAUGGACAAGGACGGCAUCCUCUGUUGCCACAUCCUCAAGGUGUUCACCCAUGUUGGCGUUGAUGUCAUACCGGAAAGGUACCUGCUAAGACGGUGGACACCUACUGCUGUACCUAGUGCGCCAGGGACUGGUUAUGAGAAACCGGAUGAAAUGUCUCCUCAAUCAAAGAAGCAGAUAAGGGAGAGGAACAUGAUAUACGAUUUUCGGAAACUAGCAAAGUUUGCGAGUGGUUCUGAUCCAGCACAAGCUAUUGUAUACAAGCAUAUGCGUGCAGCACGUACCGAGAUCGGCCACCUGAACAAGUCCAAGAAAAUGAAAAAACCGACUGCUGCAACGGGGCCAUCAGAUGAUGGCAACCCUCGAGGACCUCCUCCACCUCCAGGCAGCAAUCAGGGGGCUCAUCAUCCAGUUAUGCAUAUGUGUGAUGUCAACACUCAAGGACCUCCUCCCCCUCCUGGCUGUACACGGCAUCCUCCGCCACCUCCUCCCCCGCAUGCUCCUCUCAAUGGCCCUACAGGCAGCACUCAGGGGGCUCGUCGUCUAGGUGAUGCCAACCCUCAAAGACCUCCUCCCCCGCCAGGCCCAACUAGCAGUGCCCUUUGUGCUACUCCCAAUGGACCUACAGGCAGGACUCAGGGGGCUCAUAACCCAGGCGACUACAAUCCAAGUACCAUGACAGGCCGUGCUACUGCAGGUGAUCGUGACGGUCCUACUGCCCCGUUGGAGGCUGCAUCCCAUGCACAAGCUUCUGAUGAUUUUGUGCCCAGAGAUCCUCCAAGGUCUACUACAAAGGGUAGGGCAAAGAGUCGACGGUACAAAUCGGCGCUGGAGCUACACCCAAAGAAGAAAAACAAAUGCAGCCAGUGCCAAUCUACAGAGCACACUGCUGGUGUGUGUCCACAGAGGCUCCUAUGAUUCUGUUUCCUCAUUUGUAACUUUGGAACAAAAAAGGAAAAAUAAUGAUGUCUUUUUUAGCAAUGUUGGGACCAAGUGGACACAUUCAGCAUCUAUGAUUCCUCUUU
Messenger RNA from Triticum aestivum (bread wheat), 3563 nucleotides. RefSeq names its product protein FAR1-RELATED SEQUENCE 5-like. Bases 1 to 3456 code for a protein of 1151 amino acids. Lineage: Eukaryota; Viridiplantae; Streptophyta; Magnoliopsida; Poales; Poaceae. Gene Ontology annotation, molecular function: zinc ion binding. The record is from RefSeq and is a predicted model, not a curated record. The transcript has 7 exons.